CCACUUACAGGAAGGUCCAGGUGGGGUAUCCAUGCAAGGACAGGAUAAUGAAGUGGUCUCCCUCCCAGGCAGGGGCCAAGCCAUCUGGAAACAAGCAGACACUCUCUGGUGGUGAAGCUCAGCCCCAUCCUCAGCAGCAGGAGGUCAGAAGCCAGGUCUCAGGGAAGCCAUGGACAGAUGGAGGGCAGGGGUGUGAAGGGAAGCCUGGCCCUCCUCCCUGCCCAAAGUGCAACCUCCCUGCCCCUGAGUCACUCAUCUUCCCAGGGUCCUUUGAGAGCACAACUCUUGGUGGUGCAGACAUUGCAGGGCAUUGUGUGUCUUUCUUCAUCUGUAGGUGACAUUGAGUUGAUAUUCAUCAGAUCCCAACAACAACAACCUUCCACUUCCAUGAUGGAUGUGGAUUUGGCCAUGAUAGAAGGGCAGGAGGGACGUGGCCAGUGCCAAGUGGGCACACAUCCCUGGCCAUGGGGGAUAUAAAGGGCACCCUGUGAGGAUGCGGAACAGAUAUUCCCCAGGUGACCUGCCUUGUGUGAGAGCCCAGUGACUGAAGAUGAAGAACCUCCUGAUCCUCUUGCUUCUGGGGCUGGUGGCUGUCCUGAAGGCCCAGGAAGUCCCAUUGGAUUACCAGGAGGAGCUUUCUGGGACCUGGCACAUAAAGGCCUUGGUAUGUGACAAGGACCACACGGAGAGGGAGGGCCCCAAGAAAGUGUUCCCUAUGACGGUAACAGCCCUGGAAGGUGGGGACUUGGAGGUCGAGAUGACGUUCUGGAAGAAGGGUCAGUGUCACAAGAAGAAAAUUGUGAUGCACAAAACUGAGGAGCCCGGCAAAUACACUGCCUUCAAGGGCAAGAAGGUCAUCUAUAUUCAGGAGCUUUCUGUGAAGGACCACUACAUCUUCUACUGUGAAGGACAGCAUCACGGGAAGUCACGUCGCAUGGGGAAACUCGUGGGGAGAAACCCUGAGGAAAACCCAGAGGCCAUGGAAGAAUUUAAGAAAUUUGCACAGGGCAAGGGAUUACGACAGGAAAACAUCUUGGUGCCUGAGCAGAGGGAUCAGUGCACCCCUGAGAGUGACUAGGCAGCCGAUCAUGGAUGCACUUGCUGGUCCUGCCCCAAGACCAACAUCCUUGGACUUCCCUCCCCUGGACCACUUUCUCCACCAUCACUGCUGAACUUCCCUCCUCCCUCAGCUCCACCCA
Molecule: messenger RNA, 1199 nt
Organism: Peromyscus californicus insignis
Lineage: Eukaryota; Metazoa; Chordata; Mammalia; Rodentia; Cricetidae
Product: odorant-binding protein 2b-like
Exons: 7
Coding region: 551-1078 (175 amino acids)
Molecular function (GO): small molecule binding
Source: RefSeq, a predicted model, not a curated record